Molecule: messenger RNA, 843 nt
Organism: Chlorella variabilis
Lineage: Eukaryota; Viridiplantae; Chlorophyta; Trebouxiophyceae; Chlorellales; Chlorellaceae
Exons: 2
Coding region: 1-843 (280 amino acids)
Source: RefSeq, a predicted model, not a curated record
AUGGGUGUGGUGGGCAUGGAGGUGGCCGGGGCAGUUUGCGAGGCUGCAAGCACUAAAAACGUCCUGCCGACGCUGUCGUACGGGGCAGAGAUCUGGGCGCCGCAGCUGAUUCUGCAGGGCAGGACGGCAUGCGAGCGGGUACAGCUGGAGUACCUGCGAGGGCUGCUGGGUGUGCGGGACAGCACCCCAGCCCUCACUGUGCUGGCAGAGACCGGGCAGCUGCCGCUGCCCGCCUACUGGACCUUGCAGGUUGCACGCUUUGUGAGCAACCUGCAGGCUAUGGGCGGCGAGCGGGUCGCCCGUCUUGCCAUGCUGGAUAGCGUUGCGCUGGCUGCCGACACGGACACAGGGCUGCCACUGGCCCGGCAGCCCUGGGCAGCGCAGGUUAGCCGCGUUCUCGCGGCAGCCGGCGCCCCCUGCGACUUGACUGCUGACGAGGGGGUUGCCAUACCUGAAUUGGCGGAAGCGCUCCUGGAGCGCCAUGUUGCCUCGUACACGCAUGCAUCCGUGAAGGUGCAGCGGUACAUUGAGGACGUGUGGGGGGGCAGCAUCUCUGCGGAGGCCUACACGCCUGCGUCGUUCCUGUGCGAUGUGCCCGAGCGCCGGCACCGGGUGCGCCUGGCGCAGUGGCGCACGGGGUCGCACUGGAUGGCUGAGGAGACAGGCCGGUGGCAGCGGCUGGACCGCACCCAGCGCCCAUGCCCCCAUUGCCAGGCCCCUCUAGAGGACGUACGCCACGCAGUGUGUGACUGCCCCCUAUACGCUGGGCUGAGGGAGGAGUAUGCUGAGCUCUUCCACAGUCCCGGCCACGCCUGGCCCUCCCUGGCCGCCUUCCUCGGCUAG